Molecule: messenger RNA, 3376 nt
Organism: Dioscorea cayenensis subsp. rotundata (Guinea yam)
Lineage: Eukaryota; Viridiplantae; Streptophyta; Magnoliopsida; Dioscoreales; Dioscoreaceae
Product: probable LRR receptor-like serine/threonine-protein kinase At3g47570
Exons: 3
Coding region: 29-3223 (1064 amino acids)
Biological process (GO): hormone-mediated signaling pathway; protein phosphorylation
Cellular component (GO): plasma membrane
Molecular function (GO): protein binding; protein kinase activity; ATP binding
Source: RefSeq, a predicted model, not a curated record
AUUAGCGCUGGUGUCAAUCAACAUAGAGAUGGAAACAAGAGGUAAUACCCUGUUUCUGCUGUUGCUCUGUUCAAACUGGGCACUUUGUGUGAUGAUGAUAACCCUCACGGUUGAAGCUACGUUGCACGGAAAUGAGACUGAUAGGUUUGCUCUUCUAGUGUUCAAGAGUGGAAUAACUAGUGAUCCUACUGGAGUUCUCAACUCCUGGAACAACACUAUCAGUGUCUGUGAUUGGGAUGGAGUGUCAUGCAGAGACAAGCACCUUAAGAGGGUCACGUCCCUUGACCUCAGUUACCGGGGCUUGCAAGGCUCUAUAUCUCCAUUCAUAGGCAACCUAUCCUUUCUCAGAAGUGUCCUCCUCAUGAAUAAUGGUCUCUAUGGUGAUAUCCCUUCUGAGUUUGGCCAGCUGCAGCAGCUAAGACUAAUCAAUCUCAGCUUCAAUUCACUCAAUGGUGUGAUACCUGCAAGCCCGAGCCUUUGUUCUGAGCUCAUAACCAUCCAGUUAGAGAAUAACCAGCUCAGUGGCAUCAUUCCUGCUGAGCUUGGCUGCAUGACGAAGCUUGAAUCACUGAAUCUAGCGAAUAACAACCUCACUGGAGUCAUCCCAUCUUCAUUAGCUAAUCUAUCUUCGCUUAGUGAGGUAUAUUUCUUCAGUAACUGGCUUCAAGGCAACAUACCGGAGGAGCUUGGCGGUCUUACAAAACUAGAAGUCUUUGAAGCAUCAGUAAACAUGCUCUCUGGCAAGAUACCUACCCAGUUAUUCAACCUCUCCUCCCUGAAUACCUUUGCAGCAGCUUCUAAUAACCUGCAUGGUAGUCUUUCAAGCAUAGAUAUCAAACUUCAGAAACUCCAAGCUCUGUACUUAGGUGAAAACCAAUUUACCGGAACCAUCCCAGCUUCACUGACUAAUAUCUCCAGCCUCUGGGAACUUGAUAUUUCAACAAACAGUUUUAGUGGAAAAAUUCCUACUGGCUUCAGAGGAUUGCAAAAUCUGGUUUUUUUCAAUGUCAUAUCGAAUCAGCUCCAAGCUGAUAUUGCAGAAGACUGGGAAUUUCUUGAUUCUUUGACCAACUGCAGCCAGUUACAAUUUCUGGGUUUUGGGAUGAAUAAUAUGGGAGGCACACUACCAAGCUCUGUAGUCAACCUCUCCACUACACUUCAGAUACUAGCUAUUGGAUACAACCGGAUGACGGGAAGCCUACCUUCAGGAAUCCAGAACCUAAUCAAUCUAAUUUCGCUAGAUGUGUCCACUUGCAAUCUCAGAGGUGAAAUUCCAGCAGAGAUAGGUAAACUUUCUAACUUGCAGUGGUUAGGCUUGUCAAGCAAUAAAUUCACAGGCCAAAUACCUACAUCCAUUGGCAACCUGACGCAGCUGAACGUGCUAAAUUUCUCAUGGAAUAGCUUUGAAGGCCACCUACCUACCACCCUUGGUAACCUCCAGAAGUUAUCACUUCUAGACAUUUCCCAUAACAACUUCACUGGAGAGAUACCAAAAGAAGUUGUGACUUUGCCCUACAUAUCACAGUACAUUGAUCUAUCUUAUAACCAAUUGGAAGGAUCUCUUCCUUCGGAGAUCAGCAACCUGAAGAAACUUGGGCAGUUGAGUAUUUCUGGAAACAAACUCUCUGGUGAAAUUCCGGCCACAAUUGGCUUUUGUGAGAGUUUGGAAAUUCUUGCCUUAGACAACAACUUGUUUCGAGGAACAAUCCCUGCCACGCUUAGUGACAUGAAAGGCCUCAGAAAAUUAUCUCUCUCACACAAUAACUUAUCAGGUUUGGUUCCUCCUUCUCUGAGCACACUAAAAGGCCUAGAAAUGCUUGACCUUUCUCACAAUAACCUGUCUGGGCCCAUACCAGAGUUGUUGCAAAACCUGAAUUUUCUCUUCUUCUUGAACCUAUCUUACAACAACUUCUAUGGAGAGGUACCUGUAAAUGGAGUUUUUGCUAAUUCCACUGCAAUCUCACUCUCCGGAAAUGAAGGCUUUUGUGGAGGCAUUUUGCAACUUCAUUUGCCAGCAUGCCCUCCGGAAACAAAGCAAGAGAGAAAAGGACAAUAUGUUUGGCUGAAAAUUAUCAUCCCAAUUGCCAUUGCUGUGAUAUUCUUAUCCAUAUUUUCUCUUGCCUAUUGGAAACUAAAGCUGAGAAAGAAAAGCUUGGUGAUAUCUCCACUAGAGGAGGAAAGAUAUCCUAGAGUCACUUAUGCCGAAUUGGAUAGAGCAACAGGAGGCUUCUCUUCAGACAAUCUUGUUGGCAGUGGUAGAUAUGGCACUGUGUAUAAAGGAAGCUUAGACAAUGGCAGAACAAUGGUCGCUGUGAAAGUUUUCAAGCUUCAAAAUCGAGGUGCUUCAAAGAGUUUCUUAGCUGAAUGCAAGGCACUGAGAGCCAUUCGUCACCGUAACCUCAUCAAAAUCAUUACUUCAUGCUCAAGUGUGGAUCGCCAAGGCAGAGAUUUCAAAGCUCUGGUUUUUGAAUACAUGCCUAAUGGAAGUUUGGAUCAAUGUCUGCAUCCCGAAGACCACAGUCAUCAACAUCAAAUGAAUCACCUAAACUUAAUCCAAAGAGUGAACAUAGCUAUUGACAUCGCCAAUGCAUUGGACUAUCUUCAUCACAACUGCCAGCCUCCAAUGGUUCAUUGUGAUCUGAAGCCUAGCAAUAUGCUUCUUAACAGUGAAAUGGAUGCUAUUGUUGGUGAUUUUGGCAUCUCAAAGUUCCUAUGUGAAGCUGUGAGCGAGCCUUUACAGGAUUCCAGUUUCUCUAAUGCUAUUAAAGGCACUGUUGGAUAUGUUGCUCCAGAUUAUGGAGCAGGAGGCCAGGUGUCCAUUUCUGGGGAUGUUUAUAGCUAUGGUAUCCUUCUCUUGGAAAUGUUUACAGGAAAGAGGCCAACUGAUGACAUGUUCACUGAUGGCAUGAGCCUUCGCAAGUUUGUUGAGGCAGGGGUUAUUUCCGAACAAUAUAUGGAGAUCAUAGACCCAAAGAUAUUUGGACAUAUAGAAGGUGAUAUAGUCACAAACAAUGAGAUAAUGCAAAUCAAUGAAUGCUUGGAUUCAUUGCUGAAGGUUGGCCUUGCAUGCUCUGAUCCAUCACCAAGAGAGCGAAUGAGCAUGACUGAUGUUGCGGCCAAGAUGCACGCAAUCCGGAACUCAUUCUUUGCUAUGUUCCUGCAUCUGUUUCCAGCCUCCAGCUCACUCUCCACCACAGCCGAAGAGAAGUCAAUUCAGCACUGAAUUGGGAUUCUCAUUAUCCUAGUUUUUAUCUUAAUGUUGUAUUUGAUUUCACUGUAUGUUUGUAUUUUUAUAAUUCAAAUAUUCUGGUUGUAUGAACCAUGCUGCCUUACUGGCAUGCAUAUUAGCUGCUUGUUUAAAUGCUUGAAUGAAUUG